Messenger RNA from Populus euphratica (Euphrates poplar), 1131 nucleotides. RefSeq names its product probable 2-oxoglutarate-dependent dioxygenase AOP1. Bases 41 to 1048 code for a protein of 335 amino acids. Lineage: Eukaryota; Viridiplantae; Streptophyta; Magnoliopsida; Malpighiales; Salicaceae. The transcript has 4 exons. The record is from RefSeq and is a predicted model, not a curated record.
ACCAAAAUUUUGGACAUAUCUGAACUUGUUCUCCUAUUUAAUGAGAUAUGCCUCUCUAGUUAAGAGUACUUGUACUCCAGCAAACAACAUAUCGAGGGGGGGAGAGAUGGCAGCUAAGGUCGAAAUCCCAUUUCUUGAUAUCUCUGGGGAAGCUUUGGCAGGCUUAGAAGUUAAGAGUGAGAAGUGGAAAGAAUUGUGUAACCAAGUUAGAGAGGCAUGUGAGACUCACGGGAUCUUCUUUUUGGUUUAUGAUAAGAUUCCUACUAGCCUACGUGAAGAAAUGUUUGUUGCCCUGAAGGCACUGUUUGAUCUUCCCGAGGAGACAAAGAACAAGCACGUCAAUCCUAAGCCAUAUCGAAGUUACUUAGGUAACUGUCCUGUAAUUCCUUUUCAUGAGAGCUUUGGUGUUGAUGAUGCUCCAACUCUUGACGCUUCUCAAGCUUUUACCAACCUUAUGUGGCCAGAAGGGAACCCAAGUUUCUGUGAGACCAUCCAUGGCAUGAGCUCUAAGAUGCAAGAACUGAAUUUUCUGGUGAUGAAAAUGAUAUACGAAAGCUUUGACAUUGAAAAGCUCUAUGACUCUUUCGUUGAGGAAACCACCAGUAUAUUUCGAAUAAUGAAGUAUAAAGUUCCUCCAAGUGCGACGGACUCGUCCAUCGGUCUAGUGGCUCACACUGACAAAAAUGCCAUCACCAUUUUAUGCCAAAAUGAAGUUCAGGGUCUUGAGAUUCAAACCAAGAAUGGAGAUUGGGCUCAAGUCAUGGUUCCAGAGAAUGCUUUCACAGCUGUUGUUGGUGACGCCCUCAAGGCAUGGAGCAAUGGCAGACUUCACGCAGCAAGGCAUAGGGUGGUGAUUAGCGGGGAAAAAGACAGGUAUUCUUGUGGACUGUUUUCAAUGCCGAAGGAGGAAGCAGUAGUUGAGGUGCCAGAUGAACUCGUGGACAAGGAGCAUCCUCUUCAAUACAGGCCAUUUAAUUAUUCAGAUUAUAUCUCCUACUUUGUUUCCAAACUAAGUGAUGAUGCGUUGGAGAUAUAUGCUGGCAUUUGAAGACUUUGUCGGGUCGCCCAACUACUCUUUUAUAAUUAAUACCUUGUUGCUAAUCAUGUUAAUUGCCCUACUUCGAUAUAAUA